Amborella trichopoda is the source of this 2989-nucleotide messenger RNA. Its product is annotated as pentatricopeptide repeat-containing protein At4g18840. NCBI's taxonomy places the organism in Eukaryota, Viridiplantae, Streptophyta, Magnoliopsida, Amborellales, Amborellaceae. The record is from RefSeq and is a predicted model, not a curated record. Gene Ontology annotation, biological process: RNA modification. Gene Ontology annotation, molecular function: RNA binding; protein binding.
CAAAAAUAGUUAAAUUCGAAUGAAGCAGACUCUCACCCUACCUUCUCAAUGGCCGGGAGAAUCCGAAUGGCCUUCUCUCCAUUAACUCGAGAGCUCCUGCGCACAAAGGCCUCCCCCUUGAACCCGGACUUCCGUACAACUGAAUACCCAAUCAUCUCUCUCAUUGACACAUGCGGAUCACUGACAGAGUUCCACCAAAUCCACGCCCUCAUGCUCGUCUGCGGUCUCUCUAACGACGCCUUUGCUGCAAGCAGGGCCGUCCAAUUCCUCGCCUCCGUGCCAUCGGACGGCCCGGAUCGCGCUAUCCUCGUAUUCACACACACACCAGAACCAGACGCCUUUACCUGUAACACCAUAAUUAAGAGCUUAAUUAAAAAUAAUUCCCUCAAAAAGGCCUUGAAAUUCUAUUACCACCACAUGUUAGAGAGGGAGAUUCAGCCGAAUCACUGCACAUUCCCGCUUUUGGUGAAGAUUUCUUCAGAAUUGAAGUGGGUUUUGGAGGGAGAGAAAAACCAUUGUUGGGUUUUGAAGCUUGGGCUUGAAUGGGAUCUUUAUGUUAGGAAUUCUCUGGUUCAUAUGUAUUCCAUAUUUGGAAAUUUAAUGGCUGCUCGCCGACUGUUCGAUACGAGUUUGGAGCUAGAUAUUGUGUCGUAUAAUUCAAUGGUUGAUGGGUAUGCUAAAAAUGGAGAGGUUGCACUUGCUAGGGAGAUGUUUGAUGAGAUGCCUCAAAGAAACAUGGUUUCAUGGAAUUCGAUGGUUAAUGGGUAUUGCGUGGUGGGAGACAUGGAAGCCGCUGUCAAUCUUUUCCAGAUGAUGCCUGUUAGAAAUGAAGUCUCUUGGAAUGCCAUGAUCAAUGGGUAUGCCAAACAGGAAAAUUUCUUUCAGGCAAAGGAUUUAUUUGAUAGAAUGCCUAAGAGAAACUUGGUUUCUUGGAAUACUAUGAUUGCACUCUGCAUUAGGACUAAGAAUUAUGAAGCGGGUCUCAAAUUGUUUGAUGAGAUGUGUGCUUUUGGCCUCCGGCCAAAUGAGGCCACGCUUGUAAGUGUGCUUUGUGCAUGCGCUCACACAGGUGAGCUCAAUCGUGGGAAAUGGGUCCAUUCAUAUAUAAACGAAAACAAAAGCGAAAUAGAGUUCGAUGCUCUAUUGGGCACUGCUCUAUUGACAAUGUAUGCAAAAUGUGGAAGCAUUGAAGACUCUCGAAAGGUUUUCAAUGAGAUGCCUGAAAAGAAUGUGGUUUCUUGGAAUGCUAUAAUUGGGGCUUAUGCUACAAAUGGGGGUGGUCAAAAGGCUCUGGAUAUGUUUACCGAGAUGCAAAAGAUGGGUGUUAAGCCUAAUCAGGCUACCUUCAUUUGUGUUCUUAGUGCUUGCACUCGUGCAGGGCUAGUGGUCGAGGGGUGUUGGUAUUUUGACUUGAUGAGUCGAACAUAUGGGAUCGAGCCUAAGGUCGAGCACUGUGGUUGUAUGAUUGUCCUGCUUAGAAGAGCUGGUUUACUUUGUGACUUUAAAGAGUUAAUUGGUCAAAUGCCUAUGGAACUCGGUGAGCGCAUAGCUAAGAGGGUUAUUGAUAUGGAGCCUCAAAAUAUUGGGCCUUACUUGUUAUUAUCACAUAUAUAUGCAGCCAAUGGCAGAUGGGACGAUGUUGAGAAGGUGAGGAGGAUGAUAAAGAAUAGGGUUUCAGAGGAGAAGCCAGGGUGUAGUCUGGUUGAGGUUGAUAGGUUUGGUGUUAAUUCAAUUGUGGGUGAUGGUUUGGUUCAUAAGACGAGUAUGAUGUAUUCUAUGUUGGCUGAGGUGGCGACGCACAUGAAGAGCUCAGGAAGUUGAGAUGGAGAAGAAAUUUAAAAAUUAAUUGCAAGUUCCAAUGCAUCAACAGUGAUGUAUUGUAAUGUUGCUCGAGUUGGAUCGAGAGAGAAAAAGGUGGAACUGGUGUGAAAUUUGGUAAAGCCAAAACAUUUAAAGUUUUGGGGUUUGACAUUUAUAGGUUUUCAAGCCAAGGCUUCGAGGAGUAGAGUAUGAUAUAUCGUAUAUGGCAUUGAGGGCUCCUCAUAUAUCGAUGGCUUGGGCUUGAGUUUGGUGAUACUGCAAAAUGCUUUUGAGGCUAGAGAGGUGAAUGUUCUAUAUUGGCUUGAGAUGAAGCUAUAAAGCCAAUUCUUUGGAGUGAAAACGUGCCAAAUGUGAAGGAGGAAGCAAAGUUGACAGAAAUAUGAUAAACAAUCAAGUCAAAACUCUUGGCCCCAAUUUUAAGGAUGCAAGUAAACUACAAACCCGAUGAAAAGUGAAUAAGGUCUGAAGAUAAUAAUGAAGGGCACAUUAAUCCUAAAUUUUCUAGUAAACACGGAGCCGGAUCGAAGCGUUUGAAGGCUCUGACAUUGACAUCGGUGCCCCAAUGAAUUUGCCUUAAAUGAUAAUAAUCAUUGCUGUUGAAGAUAAAAUGAUGCCUUGGUCAUGGCUUUUUACAGUGUGGAGUUAGCUAUUUGAAGACAGAAUGCCCUUGAAGAGGACAAGGAAACUGACUACAAAUUAAUUAAGAAAGGAAAAUGAUCUACUGGUUUAGACUUAGAGCCUUUCUCAUUGAAAUUGAGAAGUUUUUGGCUGAAGAAUUAGUAAUCUGAUAAAGAGGAUGGAUAAUGUAGAUAUUGAAGACACUCCUCAAGUUAUUCUCUUGAGAAAUUUGGCCAAAUGAAUUAUAAUGAAAGUGCAUAUCAUGGUCUUUCACACAUGCACGCAUUAUCUUCAUUGAUGGAGUGGCUAGAUUCUCGAUUCGGCCCCAUGUUCGCUACCUGUAUUUCUUUAUAAUGUGUGCACAUUUGGCGAUGCCAUGGAUGAAGCAAUCCCAGUGCCACAAAAUACUGUAGUGCCCCAUAAGUCCAAUUUUCACCUUGGCUUAUUGAGUUUGAAGCAUUUUUUAUGAACAUGCGAAAACUUGAAUUGGAUAGUCGAGAGAAAGUGUUGCAAGACGAGCAACUUGGCAUCUAUUUACUUAUCCUAAUUC